Messenger RNA from Morus notabilis, 1089 nucleotides. Its product is annotated as probable glycosyltransferase At5g20260. NCBI's taxonomy places the organism in Eukaryota, Viridiplantae, Streptophyta, Magnoliopsida, Rosales, Moraceae. The transcript has 2 exons. Gene Ontology annotation, molecular function: glycosyltransferase activity. The record is from RefSeq and is a predicted model, not a curated record. The coding region runs from base 16 to 1032 and encodes 338 amino acids.
AGGAGUCACAUAGAGAUGGUGAAGAGAUUCAAGAUAUGGGCCUACAAGGAAGGAGAGCUACCCUUGUUUCACAAUGGGCCGAUGACAUACAUCUACUCUAUUGAGGGCCAAUUCAUGGACGAAUUAGAUACCAGUGGAAAAAGCCCAUUUCUGGCCCGUCAUCCUGAUGAGGCCCAUGCAUUCUUCAUACCUGUAAGCGUGAAAAGAAUUGCUGAUUUUCUCUAUGAACGGCCUAAUCCUCACGUGUUCCACGGUCGAUUGGUCAGAAUUGUCACAGAUUAUGUCAACGUUGUAGCUCAAAAAUACCCCUUUUGGAAUAGGAGCAGUGGAGCUGACCAUUUUAUGGUCUCUUGUCAUGAUUGGGCGCCAGAAAUUGUAUAUGAUGACCCUAAGUUCUUCAAGCAUUUUAUGCGUGUGCUAUGCAACGCCAACAUUUCAGAAGGAUUUAUGCCCAUAAGAGAUGUCUCAUUGCCAGAAUAUAACUUACCAAUGAAAAGUGACAAUCUCGGACCACCCCGCCUAGGCCGCCCCGCGGAAGACCGCCCAAUCCUCGCCUUCUUCGCCGGAGGCGCCCACGGAGACAUCAGAAAGUUCUUGUUUGAGCAUUGGAGGGACAAAGACAAGGAAGUUCAGGUUCAUGAGUACCUUCCCAAGGGAACAAACUACCACCAAAUAAUGGGACAGACCAAAUUUUGCUUGUGCCCAAGUGGCUCAGAAGUUGCGAGUCCUAGAGUUGUGGAGGCAAUUUAUGCAGGGUGUGUCCCGGUUCUCAUUUCUUACAACUAUUCGUUACCCUUCGGAGAGGUUCUUGAUUGGAGCAAGUUUUCGAUACAAAUUUCUCCGACGAGAAUAUCGGAGCUCAAGACAAUCUUGAGGGCAGUUCCGCAUUCAAAGUUCUUGAAGUUGCAGAAAAGGGUAAUGCAAGUGCAAAGGCAUUUUGAACUCAACAGACCAGCUAAGCCAUAUGAUGUGUUCUACAUGGUGCUUCACUCACUGUGGCUUAGAAGGCUCAAUAUUGGCCUACCACAUUGAUUAACAAUUUUUUUAUUUUUUAUUUAUUUUUUGAUAAAUUACAUUGAUUUGAUUGCU